This is a messenger RNA of Pyrus x bretschneideri (Chinese white pear), 4930 nucleotides long. RefSeq lists its product as uncharacterized. The transcript is spliced from 22 exons. Gene Ontology annotation, molecular function: DNA-binding transcription factor activity, RNA polymerase II-specific; methylmalonate-semialdehyde dehydrogenase (acylating, NAD+) activity; malonate-semialdehyde dehydrogenase (acetylating, [NAD(P)+]) activity. Gene Ontology annotation, cellular component: mitochondrion. Gene Ontology annotation, biological process: thymine catabolic process; L-valine catabolic process. The record is from RefSeq and is a predicted model, not a curated record. NCBI's taxonomy places the organism in Eukaryota, Viridiplantae, Streptophyta, Magnoliopsida, Rosales, Rosaceae. The coding region runs from base 1429 to 4692 and encodes 1087 amino acids.
ACUUGGUGAUGGUCCCUUUAUUGCAAUAUUAUCUAGUUUGUAAUAUUCGCGUAAUCAUACUUUUGAUUAUGCACUGCAUUACACUUUAUUGUGUUAACUACUUUAUGCUCUGGAUUGAAUUGAUAAUAAUGAGAUUGUAUCCCUGAACAUGUAUCCCUAAGUAGGGAGGUUGAUUAGGACUUGCCUUUAGAUGACUUUGAUUACUAAUAAAGAACGUUUUGGUUCAAAUUCAUUCACAUCAUUAUUAUCUUACGAUGGCUUUCGUCAUUAAGUUGGCUUUGUAACGUCAUCUUAUGAUGGGGGUUAUAUUGUAUGAUUAGUGGUGGUCAGCACAUUACGACCUCGUAACUUGUGAUUAUUGGGGUCAGGGUGUGUCAGCGAGGAAUUCUUGUGUUUGGGAUGGCUCCUCUAACUUACAAGAGCUUCUGCAUGGAAUUUUGAGUUGGGACACCAAUUUCCAGUGAAUGUCGUUAGGUAGUCUUCUAAAUAGCCCCACAAUCCAAGUACUUAAGACCGAUAAACAAUUAAAAUUGAAUUUCGAUGCUGCUACUAAACUUGCAAAUGGUAAUGCUCAUGGUUUAGCUACUAGUGUGGAUGAGAUUAAACUACACUAAACAGCCGCACAUUUCUUUCAUUUCCAAUGAUUUAGUUUGUUUUGAGAAUCCUCCUAAUAUCAUACAUAAUCUUUUCUUUCACGACCCCAGUUGUGAAAUGUGGUUGUAUUUGACUCGAAUAAAAAUUUAUAUCAAAGAAACCUUUAAAUGAUAUAAAAUCACUAAUUAAUGUGACAAUUUAUAAUCACUCGUCUUAUUGAAUCAAAUAUUAUAACCGUCACAUUUUGAGUGCGGCCAAAAACAAAUAAAACAAUACGAACUUGCAAUAUCGAGUCGGGAGCAUAGGUGGAAAGUGUUAGCGAACGACAUUUAUAACAUGCCGUUCAGGAAGCUCAGGGAAGAAACGCAACGCACCAGUCCGUCUCCCGUUUUUGAUAAACGGGACACCCGUCUCGAGAAGCGUUGAAAACCCAAACGGACCACAAGCCCCCCCCCGUUCGCCCCAUACGAGCGUGAACCCACUCACCAACUCCUGGAGUGCUCGAAGCACUCUCCCAACACACGCGCGCCGCAUGAGCGCGUGGUAAAUACCGAAACCUGAAGGGCUCCUGGGCGCAACGUCGUUUGAAGCAGAGUGAGGGCGUCCCUGUUUAUCAAAAAACAAAGUGGGCGUCCCGAUCCUUUCUUUAACCUUCAAAAUUUUCCCUCACUUUCCAUUUCUGGGAUCAAAAUCUCUAAUUUUACUUUCAAAUAUAUGGGAUUUAGUUUUUCCAUUUACAGGAAGGUAUGUUUGUGCUGGAGGUGAAAUUUUUGGGUCUGUAAGUGCAAGUUUUCACUGACCUAGGAAUUUGCUGGCUGGGAUUUCCAAUCAGUAAUGGAAACUCAGAGUCAAACUGAGGUUACCAGGCAGAACAAGAUGCUUCCUCCACAACCUGGAACAUUUGAAGAUCGUGAAGACCUCGUCAAAUAUGUUCGUGAUUUUGGUGCGAGUCAAGGAUAUGUGGUGACCAUCAAGAAAUCGAGGAAAGACAGAAGAGUCAUACUUGGUUGUGAUAGAGGAGGUGUUUAUCGCAAUAGGCGUAAAAUUGAUGAAAGCAAGCGAAAAAGGAAAGCAAGUUCUCGCCUUAUAAAUUGUCCUUUUGAAGCCAUUGGGAAAAAGGAAGAUGAUUUAUGGGUACUUACUGUUAAAAAUGGGGAACACAACCAUGAAGCGUUGAAGGACAUGUCAGAGCAUCCUUAUAGUCGUCGUUUUACUGAGGAUGAGGUCAGGCAAAUCAAGCAAAUGACUGAAGCUGGUGUAAAACCACGCCAAGUUCUUAAGGCCCUCAAGCAAAUCAAUCCUGAACUGCAGUCAACACCAAGGCAUUUGUAUAACCUCAAAGCCAAGAUACGUCAGGGAAAUCUAUCAGAAAAAAGUUUCAAGUCAUGGAGACCUGACCGAUCUGCUCUGGUGAGUACAAUUGCUACUGCCAGUGGGGAGUCGUUAAAGCAAAACAACCAACCGCUGAAGGUUCCAAAUUUUAUUGGAGGGAAGUUCAUUGAUUCACAAGGGUGUUCAGUCAUUGAUGUUUUAAAUCCAGCAACACAAGAGGUUGUUUCUCAUGUUCCUUUAACUACCUAUGAAGAGUUCAAAGCUGCAGUUAGUUCAGCCAAGCAGGCUUUCCCAUCAUGGAAAAACACUCCUAUUACCACUCGUCAGCGUAUCAUGUUUAAGCUUCAGGAGCUCAUCCGGAGAGAUAUUGACAAGCUUGCCAUGAAUAUCACCAUAGAACAGGGUAAGACAUUGAAGGGAGCCGAGAGCGAUGUUCUCCGUGGCUUAGAGGUCGUUGAACAUGCUUGUGGAAUGGCAACUCUACAAAUUGGGGAGUUUGUUCCUAAUGCGUCCAAUGGCAUUGACACAUACUGCAUUAGGGAACCGCUAGGUGUUUGUGCUGGGAUAUGCCCCUUCAACUUUCCAGCAAUGAUUCCCUUGUGGAUGUUUCCAAUAGCAGUUACAUGUGGCAAUACAUUUGUUCUUAAGCCAUGUGAGAAAAAUCCAGGGGCAUCAAUGAUACUUGCAGCACUUGCAAAGGAGGCUGGUUUGCCUGAUGGUGUCUUAAAUAUUGUUCAUGGCACCCAUGAUACUAUUAAUUAUAUCUGUGAUGAUGAUGACAUAAAAGCUGUAUCACUUGUUGGCCCAAAUACAGCUGGGAUGCACAUACAUGCAAGGGCAGUUGCUGGGGGAAAACGUGUUCAGUCCAGUAUUGGGGGAAAAAAUCAUGCAAUAAUCAUGCCCGAUGCUAGCAUGGAUGCUACCUUGAAUUCUCUGGUUACUGCUGGCUUUGGUGCUGCAGGACAAAGGUGUAUGGCUCUCAACACAGCUGUUUUUAUUGGAGGCUCCAGGCCAUGGGAAGGCGAACUUGUGGAUCGUGCCAAAGCCCUUAAAGUGAAUGUUGGAACAGAACCUAGUGCAGACCUUGGUCCAGUUAUUACAAAAGAGGUGAAGGAUUCAAUUUGCAGAUUAGUUCAGACCAGUGUCGAAAGCGGCACUAGACUUAUUCUUGAUGGGAGGAAUGUUACGGUUCCUGGAUAUGAGAAUGGAAAUUUUAUUGGUCCUACGAUCUUAUGUGAUGUUACAACCAACAUGGAUUGCUUUAAGGAAGAAAUUUUUGGACCGGUUCUUCUUUGCAUGCAGGCUGCCAGCCUAGAAGAGGCCAUAUCCAUCGUAAACAGAAACAGGUUUGGUAAUGGAGCUUCCAUAUUCACAACAUCUGGCAUCGCUGCAAGGAAGUUCCAGAAUGAAGUUGAGGCGGGGCUGGUUGGAAUCAACGUCCCUGUUCCGAUUCCUUUACCAUUUUCCUCAUCUAAUGGAUCAAAGGCAUCUUUUGGUAGCAAUCUCAAUUUUUCUGGUAAGGCAGGUGUGCAGUUUUACACCCAGAUCAAGACGGUUGCACAACAGUGGAAGGAUUUACCUAGCCUGGAAGUGUCGCUGGGUCGGCCUCCAUCAUCUGAGACAGAGAUGACAGGUAGAGGCAUGUCUUCGGGUUUGCCUUCAACAUCUGAGAGAGAUUCACCUAGCCAAAGAGUGUCAGCAGACAUGCACUCAGAAUCCGAGAGUGAUUCACCAAGCCAUGGAGCUCCACUGCCGAUCACUCCCACGUCUGAGGCAGAUCGACCUAACCCAGGAGUCUCAUCAGUGUCAACAACCUAUAGGAAUUUGUCUAGUCAGGGAAUGCCCCUCGUCAUCCCAGCAACGUCUGAGAGAGAUCUAUCCAGUGCAGAUAUCUCGCUGGCUCUGCUUCCAGAAUCAGAAAGAGAAAUACCAAGUCAAGUUGUGUCACUGAGACCUUCCCAGUCCUCAGAGAGGAUGUAUAUGCCGCAAAUGUCUCAUUGGAUGGAAACCUCAACAUCUCAAAGGACUGAAAAUUUGCCUCAGACUUCUCAUUGGAUGGAAACCUCAAGAUCAACGGCUUUAAGGACUGAAAAUUUGCCUCCAACUUCUCAUUGGAUGGAAACCUCAACCCCAACAUCUCAAAGAACUGAAAAUAUUCCACCAAGUUCUGAGAGAAAUCAUGUGCCUACGUCUCAGAGGAAUGGCAGCACGGCACUAACAUCUCAAAGGAUUGAUACUACUAUGGGAUUGACUUCUGAGAGGGCAUAUGUGCCGACCUCUCAUGACAACAUGGUUCCAGUAUCACACAGAAAUGACGGGAUAAGCCUCACAUCUCAAAGGAUUGACACAACCCUACAUCCAACAUCUGAGAGGGUAUACAUGCUGGCAGGAUCUCACCUGAAUGAGAACACCAUUUUUUCAACAUCCGAGAGGCUAUACAUGCCUGAAACAUCUCAUUGGCAUGACCAUAUGGGUUCAACAUCUCAGAGAACUGAAAGUGCUCUACAUCCAAAUUCAGAGAGGAUAUACAUGUCAAUAGCAUCUCAAAGGAAUGACGACUUGGCUGCAGCUUCUCACUGUGCUUCUGAUGCUGUUCCAUCCAGCUCAGAAAGAUUAUAUACGUCUCCAUUAGUUCAGAGAAAUGCUGGUAUACGAUCAAUUCCUGGUGCACCUCAGAGGAUGUUUCCUCACAACUCGAUAGCUUCAAUGGAUGAAUUUCCCAGCCAAGGAGCAUCACUGACUUUACCACCGUCUCAGAGGAUAUAGGAUAGAAUGCUCCUCUUCAUUUUAAAGUGAGAGUAAAGGCACUGGCGGCGGCCGUGGCCGCGCCCUGGAGGAGAAAUAAAGGGUGAGCGCCGGGAAUAUUAAAGCAAAGAAACUAUGAAUCUGGGGUUGCUAUCGUUGGAGUAGCACGACUAACUUUACCAAAUCUUAUUUACCAGGUUCACUGGCUGUUAUAAGAAAAGUUUUAGUAUUUUACGAGAAUGAAUGGCUAAGAUUGAAA